Molecule: messenger RNA, 632 nt
Organism: Lagopus leucura (white-tailed ptarmigan)
Lineage: Eukaryota; Metazoa; Chordata; Aves; Galliformes; Phasianidae
Gene: DAD1
Product: defender against cell death 1
Exons: 3
Coding region: 53-418 (121 amino acids)
Biological process (GO): protein N-linked glycosylation
Cellular component (GO): membrane; oligosaccharyltransferase complex
Source: RefSeq, a predicted model, not a curated record
GAAGCUUAUCCAUUCUUUUUCCGGCCACCUCAGCUUGCCUAGGGGCGGCAUCAUGUCGGGCGCGGCGGGUUCGGGAGCUGCGGGCUCUGUAGGUUCUGUGGUGCGGCGCUUCCUGGCGGAGUACGGUAGCGGCACGUCGAGCCGCCUCAAGGUGCUGGACGCAUACCUGUUGUACGUGAUGCUCACCGGGGCGCUCCAGUUUGGCUACUGCCUGGGUGUCGGCACCUUUCCCUUCAACUCCUUCCUCAGCGGCUUUAUCUCCGCCGUCGGCAGCUUCAUCCUCGGCGUUUGUCUCAGGAUCCAGAUUAACCCCCAGAACAAAGCCGAGUUCCAAGGCAUUUCACCAGAGCGGGCAUUCGCCGAUUUCCUCUUUGCCAACACCAUCCUGCAUCUCGUCGUUAUCAAUUUUGUUGGCUGAACCCUAGAAGAGUCUGAGGCCUUGAAUUCUUCUAGAACUCGAAUGCCAAAUCUUGUUAGAGGGAAGUCGUGUUUUCCAGCAGUAGCUGCUGCUUUGAUGAGAAAGAGGAGAAGCAGAAGUCAAAGAUUAUCCCCACAGACUGUCCUAUGGAGUGGUCUGCUGCCUCAUUCCAGUUACUGUAAUUAUUUCUUUAAAUAAAGCCCUUCAUUUUAAA